Messenger RNA from Penicillium paradoxum, 3915 nucleotides. RefSeq names its product Oligopeptide transporter OPT superfamily. Lineage: Eukaryota; Fungi; Ascomycota; Eurotiomycetes; Eurotiales; Aspergillaceae. The transcript has 13 exons. Gene Ontology annotation, biological process: transmembrane transport. The record is from RefSeq and is a predicted model, not a curated record. The coding region runs from base 1 to 3915 and encodes 1304 amino acids. Gene Ontology annotation, molecular function: oligopeptide transmembrane transporter activity.
AUGCCGACCGAACUCGAAGAGCUCGUGGAAUUCCUCCACCAUGGCAACACCCAGAUCAGACAAAUUGCCGUUGAGAACCUCGUCGGCUUCACUACCGCUCAGCCCGAUCUGUUCAAGCGCCACCAACUACUUCCUGUUCGCGAUUUGAUGCUUCUGGCCCGCGAUUACAGUCCAAUUGCGAAAAAUGCGUUGAUCAUGUUGGUCAAUUUGUCAGGCGAUGAAGAGAUUUUGAAACUUCUCGCUGAGGAUGACAAGUUUGUCGAGACUCUGCUUGUGAAAGUGACCAACCCCAAAGAGCCCAACGCCGAUGAAGUGGCUAUGCUUCUAGCCAACCUCGUCAAAAACGAAAAACUACAUGACCUGUUCUCUCUCAAGCGCAAAAUCCCCGAAUCUGUAUCUACAUCCGAGAACGCGGUCGAUCAAUUGAUGGACUGCUUCGUGAAGGGCGCCGAGGGUGAGCUCAACAAGCAUGCCAAUUACGACUAUUUGUCGUAUCUGUUUGCCGACUUGUCUCAGACAGAGAAGGGCCGGGCUUAUUUCACUCAACGCCAGGAAUAUGACGGAGUGGUUCCCAUCACCAAGCUGACAGUGUUCACUGAGCACCGAAGCGAUAUUCGGAGAAAGGGCGUUGCAUCCACAAUCAAGAAUGUGGCCUUCGAGGUUGAUUCGCACCCCAUGCUCUUCGCCGAGGAUGGGGCCAACCUUCUGCCUUACUUGUUGCUCCCGCUUGCAGGCCCAGAGGAGUUGGCGGAUGAGGAUUCAGCGGACAUGCUGCCAGACCUCCAGCUGUUGCCACCUGAUAAGCAAAGAGACAGCGACAAUACCAUCCUCACGACCCAUCUCGAGACCUUGCUUCUCCUAACCACAACUCGCGAGGGUCGGGAUACGAUGCGAGCGGUCAAGGUUUAUCCUUUGAUUCGUGAAACCCACUUGCAUGUUGAAGACGAGAAUGUACAAGAAGCCUGCGACCGGUUAGUGCAGGUCCUGAUGCGAGACGAGGAAGGCGAAGGCGAAGGCGAGCCCGAGCAACCUAAAAUCGAGCCACCUCAGAACGAGGAUGAGAAGGUUGUAGAAUUCCCUGGAGAGACGUUGUCUCCUACGAAGUAUAACAGCUUGGCAGGGAAGAUUAAUAUGCCGAUCAAUAUUCCCUUGCGGACGCGGAAGCUGUCUUGCCCCUCGACCCCGAGGCGCGAGUGGCUUCCCGCUGAAACGGAUCAAAUUGAUUCUGAUUUCGGUAAUUGUGCGGGCGACAAUGGAAAUUACGACACAGAGAUCGAUAACCUACCGUCCGACGUGAACCCCGACACAGGCAUUGCCCACCGUUCUAGGGCCUUCAUGUCGCGCGCCCCUCUCCUCCGCUCGCCGCCCACACUGGGUGCUUCCUCGUAUGGAGCAUUGCAAAGUGGAGAUGAAGAUUCGGAAGAUGAUGUCUCCAUUCAAAGUGCCGACAGAGGCUUGCAACGCACGAGCUUUGAAGAUGGCGUUGGAAGUUCUUCACGCAACGGCCCAAGGUCCACCCCACGAGGGUCACACUCAUUUGCUAGGCGGCGAAACAGUUUAUAUGCAGAGAGACGCAAUCGCCGGCCAUCAUCCGCCACAUCUGAUGUUGGCAUGGGUGCCGACUCGAAAUACUCGUUUGCCACUGGAUUAGCGGUGCCGGGUAACCCGGUCAUGCAGGACACACCGGCUUCUUCGCCAUACAUAACAAGUGACGACGAGAAUGUCUUCGACAUUGAUGAUGAUGAUUCAAAAUCCUCAGAUGAAGAUCCCCCAGAUAAUUCGCCGUAUGCCCAAGUACGAGCUUCGGUCCCGGCGACGGAUGAUAUCUCUCUUUCUAUCAACACUCCUCGGAUGUGGAUUCUGUCAUUGUUAUUUUCUUUGACAGGCUCUGCGGCCAAUCUUUUCUUUUCCUUGCGCUAUCCCAGUGUUGCCAUAACUCCGAUUAUUGCUCUUGUUCUAGUGCAUCCGCUGGGCAAGUUUUGGGACGUGCUUUUCAAACAAGUAGGUGAUCCCACUGAAGUCUUUGAGAAUGGAUCCCUUCAUCACAGGGAACCACUCACUGGCGAGAUCGAUGCCCCUCCCACCUCAAGGGUGUCCAGAACCAGACUCUGGUUUGCCCAGGGCCGCUGGAAUGAGAAGGAACAUGCUUGUGUCUAUAUUAGCAGCAAUGUUUCCUUUGGGUUUGCUUUUGCAACUGAUGUUAUUGUCGAGCAACAUAAAUUUUACAAGCAGGAUGUUCCAAUUCUAUACCAGCUCCUGCUCAUCAUAUCAACUCAAGUGUUGGGGUAUGCAUUCGCCGGUUUGACUCGACGAUUCCUUGUGCGACCAUCGGCUAUGAUUUGGCCAGGAACCCUGAUGUCCACUGCAAUGUUUUCUACAAUGCACAAGUCUGGUAACAGAAAGGCGAAUGGUUGGAGUAUCUCCAGAUAUAAAUUCUUCAUUGUUGUCUGGGCAGGGGCAUUUCUAUGGUACUUUGUACCGGGACUGUUGAUGCCUGCACUGAGUUAUUUCAAUGUGAUCACUUGGUUUGCACCGAAGAAUGUUGUGAUCUCAAAUUUGUUUGGUGUUGCCUCGGGUCUCGGGAUGUUUCCUUUGACCUUCGAUUGGGCCCAAAUUGCCUAUAUUGGCUCCCCAUUACUCACGCCUUGGUGGGCCGCUGCUAACAUUGUGACGGGGCUAGUGAUUGUCAUUUGGGCAGUCGCCCCAAUCCUUUAUUAUAAAAACGUUCUUUUCUCCGCAUAUAUGCCCAUACUUUCAACAGCAGUAUUCGACAAUACUGGGCGACCAUACAAAGUGGCUCGAAUCCUGACCGAGGACUUUUUGUUCGAUCAAAAAGCCUAUGAAGAUUAUUCUCCAGUGUACCUCCCAAUCACUUACGUGUUAUCUUAUGGUGUCCAAUUUGCUGCUUUGACAUCACUUGUUACCCAUACAGUUUGUUGGUACGGCAAAGACAUUUGGCAGCAGACCAGGAAGGCUUUCGAGGAAAGACGAGAUGUGCCGGCCAUGGAAACAUACCAGCCUCUCCGUGGAAGCAAUACUACGAGCCGACAGAGCUAUGACAUCUCACGAACGAGCUCUCGUGACCCGACUCGGGAAAUUCCAUUGGGAGGAGAAGAUGUUCAUUGUCGCUUGAUGAAGCGCUACAAAGACGCUCCCCUUACAUGGUAUCUUCUCGUACUUAUCUCGAUGCUCGCCAUCGCCACCUUCACGGUCGAAUACUCUGCACAAGGGAUCAAAUUUUCCUCAGACCUCAAACUUGGCCAUUACAUGAAGAUUCCACCACGAAUUCUGUUCGGUGUCCAGAUGAUGGCAACUUUGGUCUCGAGUAUGACCCAAAUUGGCGUGCUGAACUGGAUGUUCAAUUACAUCCCUGGACUCUGUACUCCCGAGGCCAUGAAUGGGUUUAAUUGCCCCAUUGCUCGCGUCCACUUCAACGGCAGCAUCCUUUGGGGAGUUGUCGGCCCGCAGCGAUUCUUUGGCCCAGGGGGCCUAUAUCGACCUCUUGUAUGGGCAUUUUUGGUAGGAGCCGUGGCCCCUCUGGGUGCGUGGCUCCUAGGCAGGCACAGCAAGAAGAGUUUCUGGCGUAUGGUCAAUUUCCCCAUCUUGUUUGGGAGUCUCAGCUGGAUCCCACCGGCAACUGGGCUCAACUUCUCCAUCUGGGCUCUUGUAUGCUUCAUAUUCAACUACGUGAUCCGACGCAGGAGAACCGCCUGGUGGGAGAAGUAUGCAAUGACGUUGUCAGCGGCCUUAGAUUCUGGCCUAGCUUUUGCAGUCGUCGUUGUCUUCUUUGCCUUCGUCUAUCCAGGCUGGGUUGAUAGUUUCCGAUGGUGGGGAACGGAGAUCUACAAACAGGGCUGUGAUUGGGUUGCUUGUCCAUAUAAAGAAUUAGAACCAGGUCAACGAUUCGGUCAGUAG